Molecule: messenger RNA, 2411 nt
Organism: Bolinopsis microptera
Lineage: Eukaryota; Metazoa; Ctenophora; Tentaculata; Lobata; Bolinopsidae
Product: acid-sensing ion channel 5-like
Exons: 14
Coding region: 137-1576 (479 amino acids)
Biological process (GO): sodium ion transmembrane transport
Cellular component (GO): plasma membrane
Molecular function (GO): ligand-gated sodium channel activity
Source: RefSeq, a predicted model, not a curated record
UGUUGAUCAAGGGGUGGACCACUUCAUCGUACCCUCUGUAAACAGGCUGUAUUCCUGUUUCUAUAUUGCCUUUAUCUUUGUGCUCGCGUCCCUAGUCUUGCUACGUGGAAACUCAAGAUUUCUUAAACUUAAAGAGAUGGGGUGGUUACAGGAUUUCAAGGAAUUUUCAGACGGUACAACCGCUCAUGGAGUUAAAUACAUUUUCCAUCCUUCGGUUCAUGGAAACUUUAAGAUUGUGAAAAUCUUGUUUUUGGUGGUGUGGUUGGUCGCUAUCGCUUACUCCCUAUUUGUCAUCUACAAUGCUGUUGGAAACUACGUGGGAAAACCUACAGGAACGAAGUUUCAAGUGAUAGCAUCUGAUAGAAGCAAAGACAAGCCAUCAUCCAUAGAUUUCCCCACCAUAUCAGUGUGCAGCCACAACCUGGUAACUAAAUCGUAUUUCGACUCUAAAGAUGGUCUGGAGAGUCUGUGGACGGAGCUGGACCAGUGGGAUCCUGAUAUAGCCGAGAAACUGGACUUCAGCGAAGGAAGUGAGGCAGGAAAGUACAAGGACUGGACCUACGAGAAGAUAAUCUCAGAUGGAGGGCCCUCAAAUUGGACAUUUUUACAGUGUGAACACUUUAUCAACCUCUGCGAGGAGGUCAUUCCUGGACCUGACUUCUACGAACGGGAGGCGACCCUGACAGGGAACUGUUUCCGAAUAAACCCUAACGGCAAGCUCAGGGGUAAAGGAGGCGACUACGGGAAAUUGCAACUCAUGUUCUUUGCAGACCUCAACGAAUACAGUGAUAUGACAAAAAGGGAACCCCAGUACGGUUACACAGUCGUGUUCCACGACCACGAGAGUUACUCCAGUACUAUUCCCUCCGGUUUCUGGCUUUCUCCUGGCUCUAUCUACAAAGUAGAUCUUAGUCUUACCAAGGAGUUCCGAGAGCCCCCUCCAGCAGGAACAUGCGACCCAACACGUGUCAACAACACUUACGGGAGAUAUGAAGAGAACAGCUGUAUCGCCCAAUGUCGAGACGAUGUCCUGAUGGAGAAGUGUGGUUGUGUGCACGUGAGUCCGCCCCACCCCCACAACGUUCCAGACAAACUGUACCGGGGCUGUACUCUGCAGGAGUGGGCUACCUGCGGUCUCCGGGCCUACAAGGACUGGGUGGUUGAGUACUCGAAUGUGAAGAGGUUGCAGACAGAUUGUAACUGUCCCCCAACUUGUACAGAAAUACAGUACAAAGCUCAAAUGUCCAGUUCUCAGCUCAGCAAGUUCUAUGCAGAGGGCAAGGCAGCUCGGUUACCUCCUGGUUACGAAUCUGCACAAGACGUUCUGGAGAACCUGUUGAUCAUAGACAUCCUCUUCACCAGCAUGCAGAUCUCUGAGAUCAGAGAAAUUGUUACAUACGGCUGGGGAAACUUCCUGGGUGACGUAGGAGGAGUUCUGGGACUGUUUCUGGGAGCGUCCAUGUUUACCAUCAUAGAGUUCACUCAGUUUAUAGUGUGCGCUGUCCUGAGGAGUUGCUGUGGACUGAACGACAAAUCUCGUCAACACAGUCCGCUCACUAGCAACGAAAACUUGUAGUAAUCUGCACUUAGAUCCAGUAGAAAUUCGCAACCCUUCAACAGGAAAAACUUAAUGACCAAAAUCCAGAAAAGUCUCGAACACCAAAUUAUUUUGGACGAUGAUAAUCGCUGUAACUUACCAAUAUCUCGUAACAGUUUUAGAUAUUUUAUAGUUAAACACUCGACAGAUUGCUUACUUCAACUUGUAAGUAAGUAAGUACGUGCAAUAAAGAUAAGUAAUCAUGAUUAGUGUAACACGUGUUACUCGAGGUCGAUUUAAAGAAUUUAAAGUUUGAUAGAAUUAGCGCCAGCAGCUCGGACCGAAUAAAACCUAAAGUGGGACUGAAGCUAUCAACAUUGACCAUGCUAAUGCAUGAUAUUACAUGCAGUGUUACUUUUAAUCUGUUAGAGUAAACACUGAACGUGUAUCGUCUAUCGAAUGUAAAUAAUUCCGCACCGGGAAGAGAAUGAUUGAACUUAUUUGAUAGUAUUGAGUUGAUUUUUAUCGUGUUAAUCCGAUAUUAUAUGCUUAAAUAAUGUAAAUUCUUACUACUUUACGAAUAAUAUAUUAUAAACAAAAUAAGUUGAUCAUAUUGAGUUAUGUGGAAACAACAUUCUAUUAAUUGCGUAGUUUAACAACAUGAGUUUAUGGAUAUUAUAACAACAAUUCGAUCUUUUAUGGAGAGUCUAUUUUUAUCUGUUCGGUUAAUUCACUAGUAGUAUUAUAUUAUUAUUCAAGAGCUAAACGUUAUUUUGGCAGUGUUAAAAUGUAAAUUGUUGAGCUUUAUUUAGCCUUCAUAUCUUCAUGAUUAAAAUCGAUGUUGACAUUAGGGUAUUUCAACCCCAAACUAGCA